This is a messenger RNA of Pseudocercospora fijiensis CIRAD86, 519 nucleotides long. RefSeq lists its product as uncharacterized. The record is from RefSeq and is a predicted model, not a curated record. The annotation marks the transcript as partial. NCBI's taxonomy places the organism in Eukaryota, Fungi, Ascomycota, Dothideomycetes, Mycosphaerellales, Mycosphaerellaceae. The transcript has a single exon.
GAAAGUAUGGAAUUUCGCGAUCGAGUAAUAUCCCAUCUCCUACGCUCAUUCACCAACCCAAAAAAUCUCACAAAGUUCCAUCGCUUAUCCCUCAAAAAUCUCCAAGACGCUUUACACCCAUCAAUCAAAAAAGGCCCCAAGUUCAAAACCCUUCUCCUCUCACGACUCGACUCCCUAGCCCUACAAAUCGCAACAGAAACCCACGAGGCAGCCCCAGAACUUGAAGCAGAAAUGGACGAACGCCACGAAUUCUUCAACACAACUCUCAAAAAAUCCUUCCUGGCCCCAAUCGCCGCAGAUCUCCGCGAGCUCAAACUCUUCACGACCGUAGGCCUCAACACACACGUCUACUGGGGCGAAUAUCCACAAUGCGAUCUCCGAAACCUCCACUCUCCAAAACUCGAGGUGUUAGCACUAGGAAACUUCGCCUUCGCAUAUGAAUGGCAAUUGGACUGGAUUCUUUCACAUGCCGAGACAUUACACACGCUUGUGCUAGAUGAUUGUCCCAUCGUAAUUGCA